Seriola dumerili (greater amberjack) is the source of this 3409-nucleotide messenger RNA. Its product is annotated as AP-1 complex subunit sigma-2. Lineage: Eukaryota; Metazoa; Chordata; Actinopteri; Carangiformes; Carangidae. The record is from RefSeq and is a predicted model, not a curated record. Gene Ontology annotation, molecular function: clathrin-cargo adaptor activity. Gene Ontology annotation, biological process: intracellular protein transport; vesicle-mediated transport. Gene Ontology annotation, cellular component: AP-1 adaptor complex; membrane coat; intracellular membrane-bounded organelle. Bases 73 to 546 code for a protein of 157 amino acids. The transcript is spliced from 5 exons.
CUACUGGCCCUGUUUUAGGGUGCUGUUGGGUGGCUCGGGUCUUCAGAGGGAGAUACAGUAUUAUUGUACAAGAUGCAGUUCAUGCUUCUGUUCAGUCGACAAGGCAAGCUCAGGCUUCAAAAAUGGUACGUGCCUUUGUCUGAUAAGGAGAAAAAGAAGAUCACCAGAGAACUGGUGCAGACAGUCCUGGCUCGAAAGCCCAAAAUGUGCAGCUUCCUGGAGUGGAGAGACCUCAAGAUUGUAUAUAAGAGAUAUGCCAGCUUGUACUUCUGCUGUGCCAUAGAGGACCAGGACAAUGAGCUCAUCACGCUGGAGAUCAUCCACAGAUAUGUGGAGCUACUGGAUAAAUACUUUGGCAGUGUUUGUGAGCUGGACAUAAUUUUCAACUUUGAGAAGGCCUACUUCAUUCUGGAUGAAUUCCUGUUGGGUGGGGAGGCUCAGGAGACAUCCAAAAAGAAUGUGUUAAAGGCCAUUGAGCAAGCGGACCUGCUGCAGGAGGAAGCCGAGACCCCCCGCAGCGUGCUGGAGGAAAUUGGACUCACAUAAACAUGGUCCUCAUCAUCAUCAUCACUUGCCACACACUCCUCCAUCUGCCAGCUAAACUGCUGUAUGUAGCUGAUUCCAACUCCAAUUCACCUUUGAGCACACACAACCUCACACACACACACACACACACACACACACACACACACACGGUGCAUCUGCUCCACAACUCUGCCUUUACUUUCUUUUUUUUUUUCUGAGACAAACAUGUUGCACUGUUUGUGUAUGUCCUACUGAGUUAUUUAUUUGUUCAGUGUGAUGACGUUAACUGUUACCAAGGAAAAAUUCUGCAUAAUUAAGCUUUUUGCUGCUCUCCAGUUCACAACCAAGGUACUGUACUGAGUGAACUGCUCAAUCUCAAUUUGACCAAAGCCGAUGGGAUCACAUUAUCCUGUGAAGUAGAUUCAUGAUUGCAGAAAAAGUAUAGUAUAUACAGUAUUGCAAAGGGAAGUCAAAAGUAUUACAAUAACAAAACCAAAGAAUUUCAUUUCAUCUCGACUAACAAUGCAUUGUGAUUAUCAUGAACCUGACUGUAGUUUCAAGCAAAACACCUUGCACCUGGUUUUUGAACACUGUCCUUACACUGUAAUGCACCACUGCAGUCUCAAGUGAAAAGACUGGUGAAAAUGUUCUGUGUCAUAUUAUAAGUAUUAUCUCAGUUUACAGACCGUUAUCACUCUGCUGGUUUCUAAUCCCACUUAAUGUUGUAUGCCUUAAUCUCUGAUGGAAAGAAUCUGUUAUUGUCCCAUUGUUGCAAUGUAGCAGGUAAAUACAAUGAGUUUAUUUUAUUUAUGUGUAAUGUGCAAGAACUAAAUUGACUGUUCUUCUUCUUCUUCGUGUUUACUAUUGAAUUUUGUUUUUUUCUAAUGAAAAAACUGUUACUGUGGAUUCUUAAAAUAUCUAAUCAGUAUUAUAAAGGCUCAGUUUAAGGCACCAGAUUAUUUGAUUUAAAGCUGAAUUAGUCCUUUUUUGGCCACUAGGUGGCAGAAAUCCAAAGAAAGAUGACAUUGACAGAGCCCUGAAAUAUUAUCGCCUUUUUAAGUUGUCCAGCAGACAUGGAGCAACAUGAUUUUACUAUUUUCUGGCCACCUGCUGAAGUCCAAUAUUCCUUCAGCUCUGUUUUGGUUUCCACCAGCUGAGGGAAAUAUAGAAUAUUCAGGAGUCAGACAUCUGACACUAUGUCUACACAGUGGCUGUCGACAGAGCAGCAGAUUAACAAAGCAGCAGCAGCUCCUGUGCUCCGUCUGUGUCUACACAGGAUGCAUUCAGGGUACAGUACUGAGUUGUAGGUCACCCACAGCUUGGCAGGGCUCACAGCCCAAUACACAAUCACUGUACGUAUGUUUGUAAAAUGCAGGAAAAUAUAUUUGACAUAUAAAAAUACACAUUGGGUUGCGUUUACGGGCUUAUAGUGCGAGUAAAAUGUGAGCUGUUACAUGACCUGUGUGAGCUGGACUGGUUAUCUGUUCUGUCAGGCAACUGAAAAACAUGGCUGAAACACUUUGUCUGUAGACAUGCUGUGGCUUUCUUCACAGGCUAGUGGACUAGCUAACUGCUUUUUGGUCUUGGGCUGGUAGUUUACAGGAGGCUAAGCAGACCCUGUGUGAUGUUAACAACUGCCUGAUGCUGCUGAAGGUGAGGUGGCUGACAGUGGUAAGACUUACAUACAAUAAAGUGUGGAUGUUAAACCAAAACAAAGAGCUAAAGGCUCCACAUAGCUAGUUAUAGGAUCUCCAUGGGUUUGUCAGUACAGGCCUCCCCUUUCAUACUUCACAUAUGCAUCCAAUUUAAAAUGGGGGCAUGUACUAUAAAUCACUGUUUUCCCUCUUUGAUAGACUGAUUUCAUACAGACCACGGACCAGGUGAUAAUUUAGAGCUCCUACACACCUUAAAUCCACCCUCUCAGGUGUUUUCAUUAGAGCUCCUCCCAGGUGAUAAGCCUGUACAGACUGUGUUAAUUGACAACUCCCUCACUCCUGUGUUAAUGUGCAACCAAAUUAGACCUCUGAUUCUCAUUAGCCCAGGGAGUUUGGUGACCUCAUGUAACACUGAGCAUGGCUCCACCUUACUCCAACCUGAGCAGAGGUCUAAUGAGGAAGAGUAACUGAAAACAGCUGUGAGGGUCUUUUAAAGCCGUUUCACUGUUGACUCAAAAUUGGUAGAUUUAACAUAAAAACAAAGAAACUUUGUCCAUGUGUCAUGUUGCACAGCAUGUUAACUACCUAUUUACUACUGUGACUCUGAAAAAGUGACCAUGCAUAAAAUAGCAAUAGCGUCAUAAACCACAGCAGAGUAUUGAGAUUUUUUUUAUGUACUAAAACAGUAGUUUCCAGCCACUUUGAUGAGUACUCAAACACAUACACACAUGUGUAUUAGAUGCCUUGGACACAGGACUGUGCAAACAUCAUAAACUGGCAUUCAAUCUGUGUUUUAUGUUCAUCUUGCACAGGUAUGUUCAUCUUUAAGAAGCUGGUAUUGGUUAUUUUAUUUCUGAACUCACUUUUCUUUUUUUCCAUUUUGCAACUUCCUCUAUAUCAUAGUUGAUUUACGUCUCUAAAUAAAUAAAAUCUCUAUUAUCUCUUUUAUAUACAGUAACUACAAAUUAGCAUUUUCAUGCAUAAUUGACUGUGUGUGCUGUUCUGUAUCUCAGAUGUGUGACUGAUGUAUAAAGUGAAAUAUACAGUAGCUACAGCUCGGGUGCAGUGCAACCUGUGUUUCACAUUACUGGACUUGUGUUUAUUCGCUGAGGAUAAAUUGUGCAGUUUACUGGCACAGUGUCUGAAAUGGAUAAAGGAGGAAGGUUAUGUUUUCCUGUCAAGUUGAGCAAUAAAGAGUACUCUGGGGGCGGAAAGUCUGUUGUCACAAA